AUGCGUCUCAUAGCGCUUUUGAAGAGCUCCAAGCUCAGUCAGACAAUGGAGGAGCAACUGAGGCAAGAAUUGAGGGUUAAGUUGUUGGAACGGGACUAUAUGAAUACGAUGAAGGAAUUGAAGUCAAAUGAGCAGGUGGAGGAAGAAGUGAUGAGUGACGAGUGGAUAAAGUUGGAUAAGAAACAGAAGAGGAACUUAAAGAAAAGGGAGAAAAAGAAGCUUAAAAAAGAAAUGGAAAAGAUGAGGAAAGUUGCGAUUGAGGAAGAAAAGGAAGAAGGAGAAUAUGAAGAGGAAAAAGAAGAAGGGGAAUAUGAGGAAGAAGAACCCUACGUUGAACCGGAAAUGUGUGACGCUGAAACUCAGACCAUUAAGUCUGAAUGGUUUAUGACAACAUGGUUCAAUGAAGAUGUACCAAUUCGACGUAAUGGGUGCGAUUUUGAGACUUAUUCAGUGUUGUUGAGCAUUGACAACUUGAGGAAAAAAAUUCGUGAAGCUCUCAGGACGGGAGAUCGUCGUUCUCUCCUGUAUCCCGCAUCUGAAACCCUUCUCACUAUGUCGAAUAUGUCGAUUAGACGUUUCUACUGA
Molecule: messenger RNA, 585 nt
Organism: Haemonchus placei
Lineage: Eukaryota; Metazoa; Nematoda; Chromadorea; Rhabditida; Trichostrongylidae
Source: the annotation of a GenBank genome assembly